UCUCUCGUGUCUCUCCCUCCCGUUGCUCUCUCCGAUCCACAGCUUCCUCCCAUUCUCUCUCUCUCCUCAGCCGCAUCUCUCUCACCUCAGUCGCCGCCGAGGAUCUCGGCCACCGCUGCUGCCAUCCCGCAGGCUGCCGUCGCUGCCGCCAUCUCGCGGGCUACCGCCGCCGCCGCACACAUCUCGCGCGCUACUACCGCCGAAGUCACGAUCACCUCGGCCGCCGUCGCCGCCGCACUAACCUCGGCCGCCAUUUUCUUGCCUCGAUCUUGUCUCGCCCCUCUCACCCCUCGUCUUGCGAUGUCCGGAGAAGGGCAGCCCCAUUUCCCUCCUCCAACAGGCAAUGAUCUAAAAAAACAAACACGAGCAAAAUGGACGGAUGUGCAUAGAGCCCAUUUAGUUGAACUUUUACAAGAACAUAAUAAAGAUAAAUGGAGAGGUCAAAAUGGAUGGACUAAAGAGGCAUGGCGUAGUAUACAUAAGGCAAUGAGUAUUAAAUUUCCCCAUUCCAAUUAUACAGUAGAACAAGUGAAAGAUCAAGAGCAACAAUUGAAAAAGCAAUUUAAAGCUGUGAAAAGCUUAGUAGAGAUGAGUGGCUUCGGUUGGGACGGAGAUAAAAAAAUGGUUUCUGCUCCAUCAGAAGUUUGGGAACCGUUGAUUAAUACUAACAAAGAACUUAGGAAAUGGCACAACAAGCCCUUUCCAUGGUAUGAAGCACUAUAUGAUAUUUAUGAAGGCACAUAUGCAGAAGGUAAACGUGCUCGUGGAUGUGAGUAUUAUAGUAAUUUCUCUAGAGGUUCAUCAUCGGCCUCCCAUAUCGAUCUGUCAUCACAACCGGAGUCUCCAUUAGCCACAAUUCCGGAAAUUCAGAUUACACAAUUGUAA
Molecule: messenger RNA, 885 nt
Organism: Ananas comosus (pineapple)
Lineage: Eukaryota; Viridiplantae; Streptophyta; Magnoliopsida; Poales; Bromeliaceae
Exons: 5
Coding region: 301-885 (194 amino acids)
Source: RefSeq, a predicted model, not a curated record